Messenger RNA from Trifolium pratense (red clover), 1044 nucleotides. Its product is annotated as aurachin C monooxygenase/isomerase-like. The transcript has 5 exons. The record is from RefSeq and is a predicted model, not a curated record. Lineage: Eukaryota; Viridiplantae; Streptophyta; Magnoliopsida; Fabales; Fabaceae. The coding region runs from base 1 to 1044 and encodes 347 amino acids.
AUGGUUGGAGAAGGAAGAAAACUAAAGGCAGUGAUUGCUGGAGGUAGCAUAGCUGGGAUAUCAACUGCACAUGCCCUUAUCUUAGCUGGUUGGGAUAACCAAGCAACUGAUAGCGAGAAGAAGGUUACUAUGACAUUGGCAAGAGAUGAAAGUUUAAACUUCAGAGCAGCACAUUGGGCUGAUCUUCAUGGUGUUCUCUAUGAUGCAUUGCCAAAACAAGGUUCUGUCAUAAUAAAGGCUAAAGUUCUUCAAACUGGAGAGAUCAUUGAGAUUGUAGGAGAUUUGCUUGUUGCAGCAGAUGGUUGUCUCUCUUCCAUUCGCCAAAAAUAUCUCCCUGAGUUUAAACUAAGAUAUUCAGGCUAUUGUGCUUGGAGAGGGGUUCUUGAUUUUUCAGAAAUUGAGAAUUCAGAAACCAUCAUAGGUAUUAAGAAAGCAUAUCCUGAUUUAGGAAAAUGUUUGUACUUUGACUUGGCCUCAGGUACACAUAGUGUGUUAUAUGAGCUUCUGAAUAAAAAGCUCAAUUGGCUUUGGUAUGUGAAUCAGCCAGAGCCUGAAGUGAAGGGAACAUCAGUGACAACGAAAGUAACUGGUGACAUGAUCCAAAAAAUGCACCAAGAAGCAGAAAAAGUAUGGAUUCCUGAGUUAGCAAAGGUCAUGAAAGAAACAAAGGAACCAUUCUUAAAUUUCAUAUAUGAUAGUGAUCCCUUGGAGAAGAUUUUCUAUGACAAUGUAGUAUUUGUAGGGGAUGCAGCUCACCCUACUACACCUCACUGCCCUAGAAGCACAAACAUGGUGAUAUUAGAUGCAUCCGUGUUAGGCAAAUGCAUAGAGAAAUGGGGAGCAGAAAAGCUUGAAUCAGCUUUGGAAGAGUAUCAGUUCAUUAGGCUACCGGUUACUUCCAAGCAAGUUCUUGAGGCGAGGCGUCUUGGUCGCGUCAAACAAGAACUUGUGCUCCCUGAUAGAGAUCCUUUUGAUCCCAAGUCUGCAAGGGAAGAGGAUUGUCAGGAGCUUCUACAAAGGAACACGCCUUUUUUCAAUAUUUGA